Molecule: messenger RNA, 414 nt
Organism: Microthlaspi erraticum
Lineage: Eukaryota; Viridiplantae; Streptophyta; Magnoliopsida; Brassicales; Brassicaceae
Source: the annotation of a GenBank genome assembly
AUGAAUUCGAACAUCAUCCAAGCUUUCUUGAUCGUGGCUCUAUUCGCCACCUCAUGCAUUGCUCAGGCUCCAGCUCCUUCACCAACUACUACCGCCACUCCUCCUCCGCCUCCCACCGUCACUCCUCCUCCCGUCGCCACCCCACCACCGGCCGCAACUCCUGCUCCGACCGCAACUCCACCACCUGCAGCCACCCCUGCCCCCACCGCGACUCCUCCUUCUUCCGCUCCUUCUCCGUCUGAUGUCCCCGCCGCUUCUCCACCAGCACCGGAGGGUCCCGCAGUUAGUCCUGGAGAUAUAUCUCCGGCCCCUGUCGACGCUGCCGCUCCUCCACCUAACGCUGGUUUGUCCAACAAGGCUUUCGUCGCCAGUACCGUUUUCGCUGCGGUUAUUUACGCCGUCGUUUUAGCUUAG